Messenger RNA from Parastagonospora nodorum SN15, 732 nucleotides. RefSeq lists its product as hypothetical. The transcript is spliced from 4 exons. Bases 1 to 732 code for a protein of 243 amino acids. NCBI's taxonomy places the organism in Eukaryota, Fungi, Ascomycota, Dothideomycetes, Pleosporales, Phaeosphaeriaceae. The record is from RefSeq and is a predicted model, not a curated record.
AUGGUCAAAAUCGCAAUCGCAGGCGGUGCAGGAAAUGUCGCAUCAGAAAUCGUCGAUGUCCUCGUAGCUACCGAGAAGCAUGAUAUCGUCAUUCUGACACGACGUGACAUCUCGACCAUUAAUCCAACGAUGAAUGUCAAAUUCGUGAAGACUGACUACGCCAACACCGAACAAUUGACCCAAAUUCUUCAAGGUGUACACACAGUGCUCUCUUUCAUCGCGCCCCAUCGCAACCAAGACGUGGCCAUCACCGUUCAGAAGAACCUCAUUAGUGCAUCCAUCCAAGCUGGUGUGAAACGUUUCGCCCCCAGUGAAUGGGAAGUGAAGCAGUUUGCGACCAAGAAUCGUGACUCCUCCGAGUCAUUGGAUCCAUAUCUCUACAAAGCCGCAACACGCACGUGCCUCGAGGAAGUCAACAAAGACACGAAAGUGCUGGAGUACUGCCUUUUCCAGCCAGGUCUGUUCACUAACUACCUCACCGCGCCAUACAAAUCGGCUACUCACUUGACCGCUUUCGAGACGCCGUUUGACUUUGAAAGGCGCAGGAUGCUCGUGGUUGAUGGAGGCGAGAACAGUAGGAUUACUUUCACGACGGUGCAGGAUCUCGCGCAUGUUGUUGCCAGAGCUGUUGAUUACGAAGGCGAAUGGCCGGUAGUAGGCGGGAUGGCCGGCACGACAAUGAGUGUUGGCGAACUCAUCGCGCUCGGUGAAAAGAUUCGUGGUACGUAUUGA